This is a messenger RNA of Pelecanus crispus (Dalmatian pelican), 1334 nucleotides long. The record is from RefSeq and is a predicted model, not a curated record. NCBI's taxonomy places the organism in Eukaryota, Metazoa, Chordata, Aves, Pelecaniformes, Pelecanidae.
UUUGUAAAAAGGAGUCACAUCCUGCUGUCUCCUGUCUCAUCCAGUGGUUUGACGCAGCACCAAGCCGGACGUGCCCGCAGUGCAGAAUCCAGGUCAGCAAAAGACACAUAAUCAAUAAGCUGUUUUUUGAUGUUGCCUUGGAGGAGCAGACAGCACCAGAUGCAGAGACAUUGCAGAAUGAACUGGACAAGGUGAAGGCUCAGCUCUCUGUGAAAGAGAAAGAAAAGCGGGAAUGCCAGGCCAUUGUGGAUGGGCUGAGGGACACUCUGGAUGUGCGCAAUGCCACAAUAGAGUCGCUCCAGAAGGUUCUGGCAGAGACAGAGAUGCUGUGCUCCUCUCUCAAGAAGCAGAUGAAAUUCCUGGAGCAGCAGCAGGAGGAUAACAGGAGUUCAAAGGAGGAGGCCCGCCGUCUGCGAAACAAGCUGAGAACCAUGGAGCGGAUUGAGCUGUUGCUUCAGAGCCAGCGCCCCGAAGUGGAGGAGAUGAUCAGAGAGAUGGGAGUUGGGCAGGCAGCAGUGGAACAGCUUGCAAUCUACUGCAUCUCGCUGAAAAAGGAAUAUGAAAACUUGAAGGAGGCUCGGAAGAUCUCUAGUGAGAUGACAGAGAAGCUGAAGAAGGAGCUGUUUUCUGUCAACAGCAAGUUUCAGAAAACAGUUUCAGAGUUGGAGAAGACAAAGGAGGAGUUAAAAAGCACCCAGAAGGAUCUGAAGAAUGCAGACAAGGAGAUCUUGAGUUUGAAGAAGAAGAUAGACAUCCUGCAGGAUACUCUGAAAGUCCCAUCUGUAACCAGAGAGACACUCAGCCGACUAGUCUUUGAAAGCCCUCCUCCUGUGGAACUGCGGCACCCGAAGCUCCACCGCCCGGCCAACAGUGAUGAGAUCAAUCUAGAUGCUACUUUUGAUGUGGACACCCCUGAACAUCAGCCCUGUAGAUCUCCCUUCAGCCCUGCAAAAAGGCAGAAGCUGGAUAAAAAGCCGCCCCCUGUGGUAAAUCUGGCGAAGAAAGUUCUGAAGGAAACAGUGGAGAACUGGGCAGAUGAUCUGGAGGAUGAUGCUCUUAAAGGACUCUUGCCAGCAUUCAUCAGGAACUCUGUUCUCUCCAAGAAGCCAUCUUCGAGUGGCUUGCUGGGUACCCACAAGAACAUGGGCACUGUGAGGAUGGGGUACGAUGGCUUGGGAGGCAGAACAAAGUUCAUACAGCCUACAAACCUGGCAGAAAUCCGUCCGUUAGCAGUGAGAAGCAAGAAAAAGAAUGUCUCCAGGCCAGUGUCUGCAGCUCCCUCUGUACCUUCCUCCAGCAGCAGCCAAGCCAGGCUGGACAGUUUCCUGCAGUGA